AUGAUGAAGGCCAUCUUAAUAGCUGCGAUUUUGUUGUCUUUCUUCCUGGGUUUGAGCAGAUGUGAUUCAGAACUGGAUGAUGAUUCUUCCAUCAGGACGAUGCUGCAAUUACGUGAUAGUGUGCAGUUUUCUUAUUCGAUAUCUAAUAUGUUUUUGGAUCUUAUUCGUGGUCAAAAACCACCAACAGCUGUUUUUGAAAGUCUGAUUGAUAUUCAAACGUCGCAGCGUUCGAGGCUAACAUAUAGAAAUGUUGAGCCAGUGGUGACAACAUACUUGGGAUACGGUCUGUGUCUCGUGUUUGGUCUACUGUUCGCUAUUUUGAUGCCUAUCGUUGGGUUGAUUUUUUGUUGUGCUCGGUGUUGCGGCAAAUGUGGGGGUCGCGUGAAAUUUGUGGAUGCUAGACAUGACCCGUGCAAACGUGUUGUAUACACAAUUUGCUUGGUUCUGAUUGUGACAUUUCAGCUGGCUGCUGUUGUUUUGGUUUUCAUCAAUCAUUACCUAUUUCAUGAAGCCCUGGUUAACAAAGAUCCACGCAUUGGCGCUGUCAGCCAAAUUAACUUGAGCCUUGUUGAAUUUGAAGGAGCUUUGAGAGAUAUGGUACAGAUGGCAAAAAAUACUUCAUCAACAGAUCUGGCUGAACAAAAAGAACGAUUCAUGAGAAUAGUGGAUGAUGGUCUAGUGAAGUUCCAGGAUGAUUUCUCCAAGUCCUCUGAAGUGCAUGAUGUGUCUAACGCAAUAUCAGAACUUCAAAAAACUGCAAGAAGUUUUAUUCCUGGAUCUGAAGCCAUCUCACAAAUUAACCACUUUAAUAAUUCACUUCAUGAACUGACUGCUGAAUUACCCACUAUUCGUCAACGUCUCACUGACACGCUUAAUAUGGGAUGCACUAUUGAUAAAUUAAUUGAAUGUCAAGAAUUGAUGAAACUAGCUAACGACAAAUUGAAAAUUCGUCUUUCACCAGCUAUGUUCCAACCUGAUGAAGUGGUUUCUUUAUCUAAUCAAAUUCGACGUCACCUUCAUGAUGUAGAUUCUCUGAGUGAAUUCAAUGAAACUAUUAAUCGUUUGGCCAUUAUUGUGAAACGUUCUAUUGAUGCUGAUCUCAAUCGCGCUUGGAAUGAUUUAGCCCAGUCUCCUGAGACUCGAGAAAAAUUGGCUAGUGUGUUCGAAGGCAUCCUCAGUAAUAUAAGUACAACUUUUCACCUAGUUCGUAAUACUCUGUCGGUGUAUCGAGAUGAAAAUGUAGACGGUCAUUAUUUAAGGGUUGUCGAGUAUCUGUUGUAUGGUGGCAUAGCCCUUCUGUGCAUGCCUAUAUUGAUUUUCCUGCUAUUGUACCUUGGAUUGUGUUUUGGUACUUGCGGUGAUCGUCCAUAUGAAGAAGCCGGUCUGUGCAACAGAGGCGUUGGAGCCAAUUUAUUACUAGCUGGUGUUGGAUUUAUGUUCCUUUUCUCAACCAUAUUGAUGGUUUUCUGCAUAAUCCCAUUCUUUGUCGGCGGACCUUUGCAAACUGAAUUUUGUCGAUACAUGACUGGUCGUUAUCCGGAUGGCCCAAGGAAAAUGGAUCAAUACGUUUUUGAAACUUUGAAAUCGCUUAUUAACACAGCUGAUCGACCUAUUCCAGAUUCUUCUAACAAUAGAGAGAUUACUAUUACCAGAGAUUUAGCUACUGCCCGUGCAACUUUGGAUAUAAUACGUUUUAACCUAUCAGACACUAUUUUAACUCGAUGUGAACAUGAACCAUUUGUGAAAGCAAUCAGUACUGGAGAGUUUGUUUGGCCUGUUCUUAAUGAUGUAAUUGAAGGAAUUUUACAAGAUCUAAUCACCUCAUUCAAGAAAGCUGAUUUGGUAUCUCCACUACGCGAUAUUAUCCAAUCGUGUCUGUCAGCAUUGGAUCGCUUGAAAUUCCUCUCAGCUGUUGAUUUCAGCAAAGCUAUAGAACAGGUUGGUUUGCCUCUAACCUAUAUUGAUGAUCUAGGAGACUUUGUGUCCAGAUUAGAAGCCUUGGAAAUGAAAUCAUUAGCUUCGCAUAUUCAAGCUCUUCUAGACGGCCCCAUGAAGUUGGAUACAACACGUGAAGAUAUUCGUUUACUAUUCGUUAGGCUAAAUAGUUUUCCGGAUCAAAUGAGGCUUGUGGUUAACCGUUUAAAUGAUUACAAUCAGAAGCUUCCAGAAUCUGUUUAUUCUACCAUGGAUGCAGGACUUGUUAAGCUUCAACCAUUGUUUAUCAAAGAAUUACAAUUGGCUGUUAUCGCUACUUGGCAUGAUAUUCCGUGUCGUUCACUUCGCCUUGCCGCCAAACGUGGAGUGGACUCAAUUUGUUUUACAUUCCUAAUGCCAUUUAAUUCAUUCUGGACCGGGUUAGGAUUUACACUACUUCUUUUCAUUCCGGCAAUCAUAUUUGCUGUUAAAUUGGCUGGUUUGUAUCGUAAAACGGAGAAAUACAGUCGUGAUUAUGAAGAACCAGAUUAUAUUUCGUAUCAUGGCUUCUACAUGAGACCGCCAACAGAUUAUCAGGAUAAUCAACAGAAACCCCGAAACAAAUCUCGUAAACAUAAAGCAAAGAGUCAAUCCAAUGGAUCUAGUACACGAAAUGCUCAACCGCGUUAUCAUCAAGUGUCUGUUUAUCCAUAUGAUGCUUAUGAGUAG
Messenger RNA from Trichobilharzia regenti, 2643 nucleotides. The record is from the annotation of a GenBank genome assembly. NCBI's taxonomy places the organism in Eukaryota, Metazoa, Platyhelminthes, Trematoda, Strigeidida, Schistosomatidae.